AGCGUCUUCCGGAAGUGCGGAGUGUUCUAGUAAAUGUGGUUCUCUGGAAACAACCGGGUCAAACACUUUGGUUCCGUUCGAUUUGAGAAGCGAUAUUUAUAUUUUAUUAAGGUUUGUGAUUUAGAUAGCCUUAUUUUUAAUACUCAUUUAUUUAGAUACACAAACACAACAAUUUCGUAGCGUAUAUAUAGAGGACACGCUUUUCACAUGCACGUGAAUGGCCAGAGAUUAAUUUGGUCAUUGAAUAAUUCCAUAAGAAACAAUAAUUAGUCUAUUAGAAGCACUGUGGCUCAGUUAUAAUGUAUUCAAGUGGGUCAAAUGAAUAUGGAUGUGGGAGCGUGUACGUUCGUGAAAAAGGAGAACUCCACCUUGUAAACCCCACAGGAAAUGUGCCUCAGUACCACAGACCUAAAUCAUCGUAUAAAUUAUUCGAUAAAGAUUUUUCAGUCAGACUCUGUAUUGACCGAUUUCCACCCGCCAAAUGUAAAAAGAGAAAGGAUCACUUCGUCUUCACCUACAACAGUGAAGGGAGUCUGCGCUACACGGCAAAAUCGCUGCUCGAUAUAUCGUUACUGUUUAUCGCCGGGAAUAUCGAACACGUCGAUUCCUUGAUCGGUUUCCCCGAGCAAAUGGCCGACAAGUUAUUCGCAGCGGCUGAGGCGAAACAGAAAUUUGUAGAGCCUUCUACCUCUGUGAGGGGGUUACAGGUAUUUAGCGAGGCCUACAGGGAACUUGUGUUAAAGUCGCUGUGUUUGAGAGACAGGUGUCUCUUGCUUUCAGAAAGGAUGGAAGAGAUUCGAGUAUUUCAUUAUUUGGAAACUCUAGAUCUCCACGGAUGCAGGUUAGGUGACUGCCAUGACUUUUUCAGUCACCUAACAUCAGAGGCUUGUUCCAGGCUUGUAAAGUUGUUCUUGGGAGCUAAUGAUCUGUCAGAUAAAGGCCUGCAGAGACUGACGGCGCCGAUCAGAGUGAUGAAAAGAGGCCUGGAGAACCUGCAACACCUGGACCUGUCGAGUAAUCCACUGACGGAGAAAGGACUCGGAUAUUUAACGUGUUUUCAAAAGCUGCGCGAGCUGAACAUCUCUGACACGAAGGUCGAGGCGAACGCAUCGCUGAAGAGCUUCUUCAGGAAUAAAAUGUCGAUGGUGUUUUCAGCGUCACGGCUGCAGACGUUCACGCACUCGGCGUGUAAAACCGACGGCUGGGCCGAGGAGGUAAUAAACCAGUGGGAAACGAAAGCUGCAGAACUGCCGCAGAAAAAUCCAAAGCCAAGAACAAACGCAUUCCAGUUCUACGGAAGGGAGAAGUUUGCGCGAGAGAGCUUACGUUCUGCGUGUAACGAUUCCCGACGUGAAGACGAGACAAACGUCAUCCACUUUCACAAGCUGGACCGUCACGCUCCGUCCCAACACGGCGCAGGUACGCACACACUCCUGAACACGCAGGCUGGAAAGAAGAGGAAGUUCAGCACAGAACAGGAGGAAGGCGGUAACACACACUCCACAGCCAAGCGCUCUGCGUCUCUGCGUCCGUUAUCAGCUGAGGACUUGGAGCUUCUCGAUAGUUACUGAGCAGCGUCUCUCUAACACCACACACCGACACACAAUGCGAUAUUACUGUGUGUGUGUGUGUGUGUGUGUGUGUGUGUGUUUUCUGGGAAACAGGAUGAGUUUUAUAACUAUAAUAAAUAAAUGCUAUAAACUAUAAUAAAGGUCUGAUGUUCUCACUA
Molecule: messenger RNA, 1729 nt
Organism: Ictalurus punctatus (channel catfish)
Lineage: Eukaryota; Metazoa; Chordata; Actinopteri; Siluriformes; Ictaluridae
Gene: lrrc42
Product: leucine rich repeat containing 42
Exons: 7
Coding region: 300-1571 (423 amino acids)
Molecular function (GO): protein binding
Source: RefSeq, a predicted model, not a curated record